Molecule: messenger RNA, 1362 nt
Organism: Brassica oleracea var. oleracea
Lineage: Eukaryota; Viridiplantae; Streptophyta; Magnoliopsida; Brassicales; Brassicaceae
Product: probable protein phosphatase 2C 61
Exons: 5
Coding region: 87-1067 (326 amino acids)
Biological process (GO): protein dephosphorylation
Molecular function (GO): protein serine/threonine phosphatase activity
Source: RefSeq, a predicted model, not a curated record
AACUCCUUCAUUUGCUUUAUCUCCUCUCAUUUCACGUAUAUAGAAAACCAAAAAAAAGAGCAAAAAAACAAAAGAAAAAAAAAGAAAUGGGAUUUUGUUUUUGUUUAUCCUCAGGAGGAUCAACAGAUAGAAACCAGAUUUACGAGAUAAAUGAUUAUGGACAAGAAAAUGCAGUUCUAUACUCUGAACAACUUGAAGUUCCUCAAGACUUUGGCUCGGUCUCGUCUUUAGCUGGAGGCAAGGGAUUCAAUCAAGAUGCUGCCAUACUCCACAUGGGAUAUGGAACUGAAGAAGGAGCGUUAUGUGGAGUGUUUGAUGGGCAUGGAGAGAGGGGUGAAUUGGUGAGCAAGAUCGUAAGAAACCAGUUGCCAUCUUUAUUGUUAGGUCAUAUGAAUAAUCAUUCAGUGACUCGAGACUGGAAACUCAUCUGCGAAACUACGUGUUUGGCCAUGGACAAAAGAAUUCUUAAACUUAAGAACACUGUUGAUUGCUCUUCUUCCGGAACUGCUGCUGUUUUCGCCGUUAAACAUGGAAACCAAGUGAUGGUGGCAAACCUAGGAGAUUCAAGGGCUAUUAUGAUUGGAACAAGUGAGAAUGGAGAAACGGAGGUGAUUCAGUUGACCAGUGACCUAAAGCCAAGUGUCCUAAGCGAAGCGGAGAGGAUAAGGAAACGCAACGGAAGAGUAUUAGCUUUAGAGGCAGAGCCUCAUAUUCUAAGAGUAUGGCUUCCACAUGAAAACCGCCCCGGUCUAGCCAUGUCUAGGGCUUUUGGUGACUUUGUCCUUAAAAGCUACGGUGUCAUUGCAACUCCUGAAGUCUCUACGCAUCAAAUCACUUCUCGCGACCAGUUUCUGCUCCUUGCUUCCGAUGGGGUGUGGGAUGUACUUAGUAACGAAGAAGUGGCUAAGGUGGUGAUGAACUCUGCCAACGAGGCAGGAGCGGCCAACGCGGUGACAGAAGCGGUGGCUAAUGCGUGGAGACAGAAAUAUCCGACGGCUAAGGUUGAUGAUAUCACUGUCGUGUGUCUCUCUGUCAACAAGAGACAUGUUCCACAGCCUCGUAUAUGAUUAAACAAACACACUUGCGAAGAAAGACUAAUCAAAGAUGGAUGACAAAACAGCUUACUCAGAGACUUCUGUGUGUUUGCCUAUGAGCGUGAACGUAUGUGUAUAUAUUUAUACCUACCGUUGUAUGUUACGUCGUGUGAUUAUUACUUAGAAAUGAAAUGAUACAGAAGUUAGGAGUGGUGUGUGUCGUGGGAUAAAAGCAAGGAGGAGUUUGACAUUUUUGACACACGUCAUGGGAAUCUAUGUAUAACUAUUGGAGCUUAUAACGUGAAUCAUUCAAAUUUCUGUUUCCAAA